UUAGAGUGUCUUCUUGUUUUGUAUUAUUUUUUUCUCAUAGGUUUCUUGUAAUACACGCUUCUUCUUCUCUCUCCCUCUCUCUUAUGGCCUCCUCUUGAAAGCGUCUUGCAUGCUAAGAGAAGGCUUUAGAGCAAGGAGAGAAGGGAGAAGUUGAUUCCUCCACCGGAUAUAUCUCCUUUUUAUAUCUGCCUUUAUUUAUUUAUUUCUAAGAUCAUAUCUCUCUUUUAAGGAAGAAAAAUGGCAACUGAUAUUUCGUGGGAUGAAAUCAAGAAAGAAAAUGUGGAUCUUGAGCGGAUCCCUGUGGAAGAAGUAUUUGAGCAGCUGAAAUGCUCAAAAGAAGGUUUGUCAAGUGAUGAAGGGAAGAAAAGGCUUGAAAUAUUUGGGGCAAACAAGCUCGAAGAGAAAUCAGAGAACAAGUUUUUGAAAUUCUUGGGGUUCAUGUGGAAUCCUCUCUCAUGGGUUAUGGAGUCUGCUGCAAUCAUGGCUAUUGUUUUAGCUAACGGGGGAGGAAAGCCUCCGGAUUGGCAAGAUUUUAUUGGUAUUAUGGUGUUGCUUAUCAUCAACUCCACCAUCAGUUUCAUCGAGGAGAACAAUGCUGGUAAUGCCGCCGCUGCUCUCAUGGCAAAUCUUGCACCCAAGACUAAGGUGUUGAGAGAUGGUAAAUGGGGGGAGCAAGAGGCUUCAAUCUUGGUUCCGGGUGAUUUGAUAAGCAUCAAAUUGGGUGACAUUGUUCCUGCUGAUGCUCGUCUCCUCGAAGGAGAUCCUUUAAAAAUUGACCAAUCUGCUCUUACCGGUGAAUCCCUUCCAGUCACCAAACACCCUGGAGAUGAAGUAUUCUCAGGCUCAACCUGCAAGCAAGGUGAGAUUGAGGCUGUUGUGAUUGCUACGGGUGUUCACACCUUCUUUGGCAAGGCUGCUCAUCUUGUUGACAGUACCAACAAUGUUGGCCAUUUCCAAAAGGUUUUGACAUCAAUUGGUAACUUCUGUAUAUGCUCAAUUGGAUUGGGAAUGUUGAUUGAAAUAUUGAUUAUGUACCCUAUCCAACACCGCACAUACAGAGAUGGUAUUGAUAAUCUAUUGGUACUUUUGAUCGGAGGAAUUCCAAUCGCCAUGCCAACAGUUUUGUCUGUAACAAUGGCUAUUGGGUCACAUAGACUCUCUCAACAAGGUGCCAUCACCAAGAGGAUGACUGCGAUUGAAGAAAUGGCUGGAAUGGAUGUUCUAUGCAGUGAUAAGACUGGAACUCUAACACUUAACAAACUCUCUGUCGACAAGUCUUUGAUUGAAGUGUUCCCAAAGAACAUGGAUACAGAUUCAGUUGUAUUGAUGGCUGCAAGAGCUUCCAGGAUUGAAAACCAAGAUGCCAUUGAUGCUUCCAUUGUCGGAAUGUUGGGUGAUCCAAAAGAGGCAAGAACAGGAAUCACAGAGGUGCAUUUCUUGCCCUUUAACCCUGUAGAUAAACGUACAGCCAUCACAUACAUCGAUGAAAGCGGAGACUGGCAUCGAAGCAGCAAAGGAGCUCCUGAGCAGAUCAUCGAACUAUGCAAUCUCCAAGGAGAGACUAAAAGAAAAGCACAUGAAGUUAUUGAUGGUUUUGCUGAACGUGGGCUUCGUUCUCUUGGUGUUGCUCAACAGACUGUGCCUGAGAAGACUAAGGAAAGUGAUGGUAGUCCAUGGGAGUUCGUUGGUCUAUUGCCACUCUUUGACCCGCCAAGACAUGACAGUGCGGAAACUAUUAGACGUGCCCUUGAGCUUGGUGUCAAUGUUAAGAUGAUUACCGGUGACCAACUUGCCAUUGGUAUUGAGACUGGUCGUAGGCUUGGCAUGGGAACCAACAUGUACCCAUCCACUUCACUCCUUGGAAAUUCAAAAGAUGAGUCAUUAGUUGGCAUCCCUAUCGAUGAGCUCAUUGAGAAAGCUGAUGGAUUUGCUGGAGUUUUCCCUGAGCACAAGUAUGAGAUCGUAAAGAAGCUACAAGAAAGGAAGCACAUUUGUGGGAUGACUGGAGAUGGUGUAAACGAUGCUCCAGCUUUGAAGAAAGCGGAUAUUGGAAUUGCAGUGGCAGAUGCUACUGAUGCGGCGAGAAGUGCCUCAGACAUUGUUCUAACAGAACCAGGACUAAGCGUGAUAGUGAGUGCCGUAUUGACAAGUCGCGCUAUCUUCCAGAGGAUGAAGAACUACACAAUCUACGCUGUUUCCAUCACUAUCCGUAUUGUUUUGGGAUUCAUGCUUGUUGCUUUGAUCUGGAGAUUUGAUUUUGCACCUUUCAUGGUCUUGAUUAUCGCAAUCCUAAAUGAUGGAACCAUCAUGACAAUCUCUAAGGACAGGGUUAAACCUUCCCCGGUGCCAGAUUCUUGGAAGCUCAAUGAGAUUUUUGCCACUGGCGUUGUUCUAGGAACCUACAUGGCUCUUACCACUGUACUCUUUUUCUGGCUAGCUCAUGACACAAACUUCUUCAGCGUAAGUAGUAUACAAUAUCACAUCAACAACAUUUCUGUUAUUAUACUUAUUUUCAAUAUUAAAUUACAGAAAACAUUUGGGGUGAGGUCCAUACAAGGAAAUGAAGAAGAGCUUAUGGCAGCUUUGUAUCUUCAAGUGAGCAUCAUAAGUCAAGCACUUAUCUUUGUAACUAGAUCAAGGAGUUGGUCAUUUGUUGAGCGACCUGGGUUUUUGCUCCUAAUAGCCUUUGUCAUAGCACAAUUGGUGGCUACAUUGAUCGCUGUGUAUGCAAACUGGGGAUUUGCAAGAAUCGUAGGUUGUGGAUGGGGAUGGGCUGGAGUCAUAUGGGUAUAUAGUAUCAUUACCUACAUUCCUCUUGACAUCCUCAAGUUCAUCAUUCGUUACGCUCUCACGGGCAAGGCUUGGGAUAACAUGAUCAACCAGAAAACUGCGUUCACAACAAAGAAAGAUUAUGGAAAAGGAGAGAGGGAGGCUCAAUGGGCACUAGCUCAACGUACACUCCAUGGUCUACCACCCCCGGAAGCAAUGUUCCACGACAAUAAAAACGAGCUCUCUGAAAUAGCAGAGCAGGCCAAAAGGCGCGCCGAAGUUGCUAGGCUAAGAGAGCUUCACACUCUAAAGGGUCACGUUGAAUCUGUAGUGAAGCUCAAGGGGCUUGACAUUGAUACCAUUCAACAACACUACACUGUUUAACCAUUUCUAGGGUGACUACUAUGAACGAGCUCUAAUGAGUAACAAAAAAAGCUAUGUAUUCUCCUUAUAUUGUUUUUAAACUAUUUGUGACAAAAAGAGAGCAAAAACGAGAUAUAACAUAUUUUUCCGUUGGAGGAUAUAUAUUAACACCUAGUUAAUUACUUGCAAAA
Molecule: messenger RNA, 3323 nt
Organism: Arabidopsis lyrata subsp. lyrata
Lineage: Eukaryota; Viridiplantae; Streptophyta; Magnoliopsida; Brassicales; Brassicaceae
Product: ATPase 8, plasma membrane-type
Exons: 11
Coding region: 238-3153 (971 amino acids)
Biological process (GO): proton export across plasma membrane; regulation of intracellular pH
Cellular component (GO): plasma membrane
Molecular function (GO): ATP binding; P-type proton-exporting transporter activity; ATP hydrolysis activity
Source: RefSeq, a predicted model, not a curated record